AUGGAUCACGAGAAGCUUGCACGCAUGCAAAAUGCGGUGCGUAUUGUGGCAAGGGAACUCCGCGAAGAAAGGUCAAGAAGGUCAACAGGACCGGCGGCGGUGAUGACAAGAAGCUCCAGGCUGCUCUCAAGAAGAUGAACGUGCAGCCAAUCCCAGCCAUUGAGGAGGUGAACAUGUUCAAGCAGGACGGCAACGUCAUCCACUUCUCUGCACCAAAGGUCCACGCCUCCGUCCCAUCCAACACCUUCGCCAUCUACGGCAACGGAGAGGACAAGGAGCUCACCGAGCUCGUCCCAGGUAUCCUCAACCAGCUCGGCCCAGACUCAUUAGCCUCUCUCCGAAAGCUGGCCGAGAGCUACCAGAGCAUGCAGAAGAGCGCCGAAGGCGAGGACAAGAAAGACGAUGACGACGAUGAGAUACCGGAUCUCGUCGAGGGCGAGAACUUUGAGAGCAAGAACGACGUCGAGUAA
Cercospora beticola is the source of this 470-nucleotide messenger RNA. The record is from RefSeq and is a predicted model, not a curated record. NCBI's taxonomy places the organism in Eukaryota, Fungi, Ascomycota, Dothideomycetes, Mycosphaerellales, Mycosphaerellaceae.